UCGAAUGUAGAGAUGCAGCAAGCAUAUACUAUUGUUCUUAUUUUGUAAUAUGAGUAUUAGAGGUUUUUUAUUUUGGUAUUCAGUAUGAGACACUAAAGGGUUGUGUGUUGGGGAAAAAAAGGUUUGCUGGAAGAGCACUACAUUCAGAUCAGUUCUCUGAUGGUUUUACCAUAAUACGCAGUUUAUACUCGACCCUAAAAAUAACGUGGCUGCUAGUCUAGAUUGACCGUGCUUUUUGACUUGGCAGCUGGCUUGACUGCAUUAGCCCCUCAUGAGCCCUUGGAGUAUCAUUCCAUGGCUAGAACUUUUAGAGCUUCCCGCUAAAGAAGAGGAGCAGAGGUGAAACUGGUGCUGACAGAGUCAAACAGACGAUGUGAUGGAGGGAUGCCUGACACUCGUUUUACUCUCCUCUAUAAUUGCUCUAACCACAUCUGAUUUUGCGAAUGUUAGGUUGGUUGGUGGUAACAGUCCCUGCAGUGGUAGAGUGGAGGUUUAUCUUAAUGGUCAGUGGGGGAGAGUGUGUGAUAAUGGCUGGGAUAUAACUGCUGCUUCAGUGGUGUGUAGAGAGCUGGAAUGUGGAAAGGCUGUAGAGGCUCUGGGUGGUGGUCACUUUGGACAAGGCUCGGGACAAAUCUGGAAGGAUGGUGUGGAUUGUCAAGGAUCAGAGUCCUCAGUGAUGAGCUGUAGAUCAAGUGGACGGGGUGCUUAUAAUUGUGAAGAUGCUGGAGUCAGAUGCUCAGGAAGAUGGGCAAGACUUGUGGACGGGUCUCACCUGUGCUCUGGAAGAGUGGAGAUGGUUGUUGAAGGUAGAUGGAGUUCAGUGUGCGACGCUGCCUUUGACCUGCAGGACGCAGAGGUUGUGUGUAGAGAGCUGGACUGUGGGGCUCCUGUAAAGGUGCUGGGAGCUGCUGCUUUUGGUAAAGGAGACGCUCAGAUAUGGACACAAGAGAUUCAGUGUAGAGGAAAUGAAUCACACAUUCAACGCUGUCCAUCAUCAAAGUCAUAUAAAUUAAGCUGCACUCAUGAAAAUGAUGUCGGACUGAUAUGUUCUGGUUACACUGAUCUCAGGCUGGUAGAGGGUCCGGACAUGUGUUCUGGUCGAGUUGAACAUCAGUUUAACAGUAGAUGGGGCACAGUGUGCGAUGCAUGCUGGGAUAUGAGAGCUGCCAGUGUCCUCUGUAGACAGCUGAAUUGUGGGAUUGCUGUGUCUGUUGUGGGAUCAGACUGGUUUGGAGAGGGAAGUGGUGAAAUCUGGGCUGAUGUGUUUGAUUGUGACGGGAGCGAAGGAAAACUCUCAGAGUGCUCCAUCUCUUCAUGGAGUCGAGCUGAAUGCUCUCACAGAAGAGAUGUUGGAGUCAUCUGCUCUAAUUCCCCUCUGGCUCUUCAUGCUGGUCUGGUGCGGUUGUCUGGAGAGAGACAGUGUGAGGGGGAGCUGGAAGUUUUCGUCCAUCAGGUCUGGAGGAGAGUUCUGCUGGACUCCUGGACUCUCACUGAAGCCUCUGUGGUCUGCAGACAGCUGGGCUGUGGCCCUGUGCUGAAAUUCUACGGUUCCUCUUCAUCCAGUCCUGAACGCAGUCAUGAGUGUGUGACGGGCUUCCGUUGCUCUGGGAGUGAAGCACAUCUGGGGAACUGCAGCUCUCCACAAACUCUCAGCUGCAGCUCCACACAACAGCUGACCAUCACCUGCCUUGGCCACAGGUCCAUCAGGCUGGUGGGUUCUGGGGGAGACUGUGCAGGGCGGCUGGAGGUUUUUCACAGCGGCUCUUGGGGGACAGUGUGUGAUGACUCCUGGGAUAUUAAAGAUGCCCAUGUGGUGUGCAGACAGCUGCAGUGUGGAGUGGCCCUCAGUAACCAGCAGGUGCCUGCCUGGUUUGGUCCUGGUUCUGGACACAUAUGGCUGGAUAAGGUGGAGUGUGAGGGGAAUGAGACGUCUCUGUGGAACUGCUCUUCUCCAAAACAUGGAAAACAUGACUGUAAUCACAAGGAGGAUGUAGGAGUCGUGUGCUCAGAGUUUAAAGAGAUCAGAUUGACUGAGGGCUGUGAAGGGAAUGUGGAGGUUUUCUACAAUGGAUCCUGGGGUAAUGUGUGCUGGAACCAGAUGGACGAAGACACGGUGAGUCUGAUCUGUCAAGAGCUGAACUGUGGAAGAUCUGGUGUUUUGGAUGCUUCUACAGCAAGAGUGGAAUCGGCUCCUAACUGGCUGGAUAAAGUAAUAUGUCGACCACAUGACUCCACUAUAUGGCAGUGUCCAUCUUCACCCUGGGGACAGAAUGACUGUGAUAGCGAAGAUGAAGUGGCCAAAAUUACUUGUACAAAGGAUGAGAGAGAGGAGUCUCCUCGAAGUCAUCUAACGUGUUCAACAUCUCCUCUCCAGAGACAGUGUUCAAAUCAUCUUCCUCUCAGACUGAGUGGAGGGAAGGGCCGGUGCUCUGGGAGGCUGGAGGUGUAUCAUAACUAUGUGUGGGGCUCAGUCUGUAAUGAUCAGUGGGACAUCAGCGAUGCUCAGGUGGUCUGCAGGCAGCUGGGGUGUGGAGCAGCACUUAAUGUUGAUUCAGUCUUUGGUGCUGGUGAAGGUGUUGUGUGGCUGAAAAGAGUCGAGUGCAGAGGGACUGAGAUUCACUUGUGGGACUGUCUUUUCUCCCUGAACAACCACAGUGACUGCUCUUACAAAGAACAUGCUGGACUCACCUGCGCAGAUAUGUCACUGUCCACUACUCCUGCAACAACAAAAUCAGCUUCUCCUCCAGUGCGCUUAACACCAGUCACUCCUCCACAAACUCCUCCAGCAGCGUCUCUCUGCCUCACCACAGUGCUUGUGAUUGUACUGGUAGUUUUGCUCUUACUGCUCUUAGUGUCACUGCUUGUACUGAUUCGGCAAAAGAGAGUGACAAGGAGAGGUUGGAGAGUUCAGUCAUUUUUUGUGAACUGACAGCAGGGUUGUCUGUCUACACCCACAGCUCUCUCUCUGACUGGUAUACAGGACUACCCAGGACACCGACUCGAGAGUGACGAGCGGGUUCAUAUUAGCGGGUUCAUAUUAGGUGCAUUUGUAGAGUUGGAAGAGAUAAAGAACUAACUUAGUUCCCGAAACAAAGGAAAAAGAUGACAUGAACGAUUGUGUCAGCACUUUGAGUCAAUGCAGUUCAUUGAAAACAUCUGAAUGUUCAACAGAUGCUAUAAAAAAGGCUAGCCACAUAAAACAAAGACUAGUUUAAACUGCACUGACUGAUGCCGACCAAUGCAACAGGCACACUUGUCAGGUUUUGUUGGAUCAAUGUGCCUCCCUGUCAGUGUCUGUUGCCAUUAGUCUUCAUUUGUUUAACUAAAUAUGUUCAUUCUGCAUUUUUCAAGUUGUGGAAGGUCUAAGCUGAAUGGUGAUUUUACAAAUGGCCUAAAAUUUUAACUUGACAUGGCAUUGUCAUUUAAGCCCACCAAACAAGAUCAGACCCAGAUUUUGGCCAUGCCUUUGCUGUGAGUGAAGGUCAAACUGGGAGUGUGGUGGCUUCUGCCGCUUCUGUGAGAAAGCACUCUGUAAGGUUUUGAUGCCAGUAGAGAGACUUUAUUAUCAGAGUCUGUGUCUGCACAUAGGUUUCCAUUAACAAAACAUAUCAUUCAGGCCACUUUUGCUAGUCUAUAUUUCCUCAUGUCCACAUAACAGUAAAAAAGAGAUCUCAGUUCUUCACAUGUCAGCACAAGAUCAUCACACGUUUUAUCUUAAUAGCAGCUCCUCAUAUUUGAGCUCCCACACUGUCUAGCCUAUAGAGCAUGCUCUAGUCACCUAGCAACUGUGACAGCUUUUUAUUGAAACAGAUAAACUAAACUAAACAAAAUAUGGUUCACAGUAGGUCUAAAAGCAUCACUGUGGUUUUUAUAUAUUACAUAAUAAGAAGUAUAAACUAUAGUUUAAAAUAGUUGUUUAAAAUUGUCACAUUAUAUAACUAUAUACUUAUGUUUACAUUUCUCAUUUAAACUAAAUCUAAAUGAAAUUCUAACAAUGAAAAUUUGUAAAUUGGCUUUUGUUUUUUAAAACAGAAGAUGGUGAUAUGGGGGAGGGGUCAAAUAAAGAAGGAGUGGCCAUAUGACUCAAUGACCAAACCCACUAUCUGUUCCUGAAAUAAUAUUAGUUUCUUGAGCUGCUGUGAGUUUCUUAUAUUGCCACUAAUGCAUCAGUGCCUUUUUAUAUUAUUAGAUUUUUUUAUUUGUAAGUAAACAUUUUCAUGUUAAAUUUCAUGCUAAAUUUGGUAACAACAAAUUUUAGUAUUUGUGCAUUUCAGCAUUUUUACUGAUAUUAAUACUUUUUACAUAAUGAACAAAUAAGCUAAUU
Molecule: messenger RNA, 4324 nt
Organism: Carassius auratus (goldfish)
Lineage: Eukaryota; Metazoa; Chordata; Actinopteri; Cypriniformes; Cyprinidae
Product: scavenger receptor cysteine-rich type 1 protein M130-like
Exons: 11
Coding region: 377-2929 (850 amino acids)
Biological process (GO): zymogen activation
Cellular component (GO): plasma membrane
Molecular function (GO): serine-type endopeptidase activity
Source: RefSeq, a predicted model, not a curated record